AUGGCCACGAGCGUGGUUCCGGUGCCGGUUCCGGUUCCGGUUCCGAUGCCAAUGGACAUGGAAGUGGAAUUACCGGUGGAAUUGCUGCUGGAGCUGCUGGAGCUGCUGCUGCCGUGGGGUACAAAGGUCAUGGAGAAAACGAUCAAAACCACGGAGGCUACAACCAGAACCAGGGCUACAACCAAAACCAAGGUCAAGGCUACCAAAAUCAAAACCAAAACCAAGGCUACAACCAAGGCUACAAUCAAGGUCACAACCAAAACCAAGGUCAAGGCUACAAUCAGGGCCUCUCAACUCAAGGGCUAUAACCAAGGCCAACAAAGGAGGGCUACCAAAAACUCAAGGUUACGGUGGAAACUAUGGCAACGGUUGAAGGGGUACCUCCAGUGCUGCGGAAUCUGGCCAGCGGGAAUGUAUGCUGCAUUCGAGAUUGGACAAGUCGCAACCACAGAGCGAUUUGCAUAA
This is a messenger RNA of Meyerozyma guilliermondii ATCC 6260, 465 nucleotides long. RefSeq lists its product as uncharacterized. The record is from RefSeq and is a predicted model, not a curated record. The coding region runs from base 1 to 465 and encodes 154 amino acids. NCBI's taxonomy places the organism in Eukaryota, Fungi, Ascomycota, Pichiomycetes, Serinales, Debaryomycetaceae. The transcript has a single exon.